Messenger RNA from Heteronotia binoei (common prickly gecko), 789 nucleotides. It is a transcript of the gene PDAP1, whose product is annotated as PDGFA associated protein 1. Bases 169 to 723 code for a protein of 184 amino acids. The transcript is spliced from 7 exons. Gene Ontology annotation, molecular function: RNA binding. NCBI's taxonomy places the organism in Eukaryota, Metazoa, Chordata, Lepidosauria, Squamata, Gekkonidae. The record is from RefSeq and is a predicted model, not a curated record. Gene Ontology annotation, cellular component: cytosol.
GGGGGGGGUGGGGAGGGCGGCGGGAAGAGGAGAAAGACCUUCCAUAGAGGCGGCUGGCGGCGACUUCCGCUUCCGGGUUGCCUGCUGGCUGGUGUGGAAGCGAGUCGGGCGGAGCGAGGGGCAGAUUGACUCGCCGCUGGAGCCGCUACCGCCGUCCUCGUCUUCGCCAUGCCCAAAGGAGGGAGAAAAGGAGGCCACAAGGGCCGGGUGAGGCAGUACACCAGCCCCGAGGAGAUCGACGCCCAGCUCCAAGCCGAGAAGCAGAAGGCCAAAGAAGAAGAGGAAGCGGACCAGGAGGAGGGAGGCGAUGGGGCGUCGGCAGAGCCCAAAAAGGAGAAGAAGUCGCUCGAUUCUGACGAGAGCGAGGAGGAGGAAGACGAAGAUUACCAGCCCAAGCACAAAGGAGUGGAAGGCAUGAUCGACAUCGAGAACCCCAAUCGCGUUGCGCAGGCGGCCAAAAAAGUCACCCAGAUAGAUCUGGAGAGCCCCCGGGAGCUGUCGCGAAGGGAGCGAGAAGAAAUUGAAAAACAGAAAGCGAAAGAGCGAUACAUGAAAAUGCACCUCGCCGGCAAGACGGAACAGGCCAAGGCGGAUCUUGCCCGGCUAGCGAUCAUCCGGAAACAGAGGGAAGAAGCCGCCAAAAAAAAGGAGGAGGAAAGGAAAGCUAAAGACGAAGCCUCGUCAGCCGGCAAGCGAUUGCAGUCGCUGUCCCUCAACAAGUAAAGGGCGGGCCGGCGAGAGGAGGGAAUUCCCAGGAGCCGUGCCUGGCGGAUGCCUGCCGGGAGCUCC